UCAUGUGCGAUGCUGAUUUUUGGACAAUUUACUUUUAUCUACUAACUACUAACACUUCCAUAAGAGUCCACCCUUCCGACCUUUUACCCCCGUCCACGGUAUUUGGAUCUUUUUUUAAAUCUUGUAUGAGAUUGAAGAAGUAUCGACGCCACUGUUACAGAAACGAUAAGACUCGACGAGACUACUAUAUUUUAUUUCCGAUUCGAUAUCGCCUUAACCAUGGGACAAGGCCAAUCCACUGCCUCUUCAGGGAAUGUAGUUCAAGAGGAAGGUCAUCGUAACAAGCGGCCAAGGUCCGAAUUUGAAGCACCCCCUUCCAAUCCGAAUGUUCCUCCACAACAACCUCUACGACCCAUUAAGCUCCGUGGUAAGAUGUCAACAUACAACGCCUCAAAACAAGGAAGAACGGGCCAAGAGGGUUCCUGGAAUAUAGGUCUAAUCCUCAAGAACAUCAAGAUGAGGUUUGUCCCAACAUAUUCUAAUUUCACGUUUCGUAAACCCCGAAGCCCAACUAAAAGGAAACGCGGCGACAAUAGUGAAGAAGAAGAAGAAGACGACCAAGAAAUAAUGGAAAUAGAAGAUGAAAAUGGCUCUGGAACAUCUCAAGCAAUCGUUCCGUGGAGUGAUAAAGGGCGAAAAAUUGCGCAAGGUUGGCGCAGAUUGCAGCAACCCCCAAAGGAAAUGGAACUCGAUUGAUUAACCUGUAACCUCUCAAUUGUCUAAUUUUACAUUAAUCCAGAUUUUAUUUUUAAUCCAUAAUAGCUAUGGGAACAAUAUAUAUAUAUGCCCCGACGCUAUGUUGCCCAUGUCAAUAUCCUCUCUCCACGUAUAUAAGGUAGAAAAAAACGUUCUUUGUGAGCCAAGCUCAAAUGCUCCUCAGUCAGUGUAAAUUCUGAAUAAGGGUGACAUUCAUUCCUUUUUGAGCCGCUUUAAUUCGGUUAAAAUUUAAAAUAGAAAGGAAAAUUUUCUAACGUUUUAAAAUUUUUAUGAUAUUUGUACUGGGGCUGUUAGUAAAGUGUAGUAAAAAAAUUUUAUGUUAUUGUCGGAAUUAAAAGCUGAAAUUGAAUUUAUACCAGUUCACAGUUUAUCAAAAUUAUUCAAUAUUAUGUUUGAUAAGAUAGGAUAAUUAGUUUUAGUGUCAUCGGCCGGCUCCUUUAGUGCAUUAUAAGAAGUUUAAAUUAGUUAUAAUGGGGUCACAUUCGAAUAAAGUGGUUGCUUAUUUUUACGACUCGGAUGUUGGCAAUUUUCAUUAUGGAUAUUUCAAUCUGUUAACAGGGGCUGGUCAUCCAAUGAAGCCUCACAGACUUUCAGUAACACAUAGUUUGGUUUUAAAUUAUGGGUUGUACAAGAAAAUGCAGCUCUACCGACCUUACCGAGCCAGUGUUCACGAUAUGUGUCGAUUUCACUCGGAGGAAUAUAUCGAAUUUUUGCAAAGAGUGACCCCACAAAAUAUUCAAGGAUUUACAAAAAGUCUUAGCUCCUUUAAUGUGGGAGACGAUUGCCCUGUGUUCGACGGUCUGUUCGAUUUUUGUUCCAUGUACACCGGUGCUUCGUUGGAAGGGGCAGUAAAACUUAAUAAUAAAUGUGUCGACAUCGCCAUCAAUUGGUCGGGAGGGUUGCAUCAUGCCAAGAAAACGGAGGCCUCAGGAUUUUGCUAUGUGAAUGAUAUCGUCAUUGCUAUUUUGGAAUUGUUAAAAUAUCAUCCCAGAGUUCUUUACAUUGAUAUUGAUAUCCAUCAUGGUGACGGAGUUCAAGAAGCAUUUUAUCUAACGGAUAGAGUAAUGACGGUGUCUUUUCACAAGUAUGGAAAUUUCUUCUUUCCUGGAACAGGCGACAUGUACGAGGUUGGAGCCGAAAGUGGUAGAUAUUACUCUCUUAAUGUUCCAUUAAAAGAAGGGAUUGAUGAUUCAAAUUACGCUCAAGUUUUUAAACCGGUUAUCCAAGGGGUCAUGGAGUUUUAUCGACCAACUGCAAUUGUACUCCAGUGCGGGGCCGACUCGCUAGCAAAUGACAGAUUAGGUUGUUUCACCCUUAGUACGAAAGGACACGGUGAAUGUGUCAAAUUCGUGAAGGAGCUAAAUGUCCCCUUGCUGGUGUUGGGUGGUGGGGGGUACACCGUACGAAACGUUGCUCGCUGUUGGACAUAUGAAACAUCUCUGCUAACCGAUGAGUCUAUUUCCAAUGAACUUCCAUAUACUGAAUACUUUGAGUAUUUUGCACCAGAUUUUACACUGCAUCCUGAGGUUGUAACUCGUCAGGAGAACGUUAAUACGAAACAGUAUCUAGAUUUAAUUGUCAAGCAUGUAUUAGAGAAUUUAAAAAUGUUGGAUAAUGCACCCAGCGUGGAAAUGCAUGACGUUCCUCCAGAUGCCUUAAGCCUUGAUGUUGUCGAAGAAUACAACGACAAUGAAAGAAUUCACCAAUCUGAAGAGGAUAAACGUGUCGAGCCCGCAAAUGAGUUUUACGAUGGAGACAAAGACCAGGAUGGUGACACGGAAAUGCCAGAAGACACGUGAACAAUAACGUCAAAGUAUUUACCACGUAAUUAAUCUUACUCUAUGAAAUAAUCGUUGUUUAUAUGUAACUUGGCUAGGUAUAUUUGGGUUUCAGUUAGUUGAGCACAAUUCCCCCCCCCCCUCCACUUAUUAUUCAUAAUGUAAUUUACAAAGCCACGUUCUAUUCAUGAAACCUGGUUUUGAGCAGUACUUAAUUUAUAAGGGAUGUUGUAUAUACUUUUACUUACUUUUACUUGCAUGCAUAUGUAAUGCGGUCAUGUAGAUGUUGGCCUGAUCUGUGAUCCAUUAUUUUUCGUAACAGGAAUUAUUGUUUAUUGUUUAUUAUUAUUAUUGUUUCUUAGCAUGCUCCGAAUUGGUAGCUAUAUACUUUCAGUGAACGUUAUAUCCGUCCAUCUGUCUGUCUGUCGAACAUUUUGAAGUUCUACCGUCGAAUAUUUAGAACAUCGGGUAUAACCUUCGAUCGUAGAGGUUACCAAAUUUUAAAUACUAACUCCAAUUUUAUGUGGUAUCAUUAUUAGAAAUAAGUAUAAGGUAUAUGACAUUACAAAAUAUGACGUGCCCUUCGGUGUGGGGUCAAAUCAGCGCACCGCAUAGAAUAAGAUAUCGUUAGAACGCUGUGGGAAAUGGGAUGAAAUUUGCAAAUUGUUUACCUCUCCGCCACCUUGAGAGAAUCGUCUAGUGUUUUGAAAAUCAUUAAUUGGGUUUUGGAUACGUAUUUAUGUACAACGUUCAUUCAAAGUAUGUACUACCGCUACUUUUUUUAUAUAUCUGUUUACUAUCGUUUAUUGUUGAAUAAUACAUUAUAUUUGGUUGUGUUUAUGCCGUAGAAAAAUGUUUUACCUUCACGUCAGCCUCAUCGAACAAUAGACAAUCAUACACAAUUUGUUUCCAUCACCAUUACACUUUCAUUCAUUGUUAAGAUGAAUUGUGUUUUAAAUGAUUUGUAAUUAUUUAACCUGAUUAAAUCAUUUUACAAUUGGAUGGAUUUCUCCAUGUUAAACAUAUUUUUAAUUCGGUAAUGUCCCAAAGUUUUAUACAGUGCACUAAUAGAUAUGUCUUAUGUGGAUACCAGUUUGUAUGCUGAAUUUAGAUGUGCAAGUCUUUGCUACUGUGCGUGGUUGGUGGGUGGGUGUGUUGAUUAUAUAUUUUGAAUAAAUCCAUGAAAAACAAA
Folsomia candida is the source of this 3687-nucleotide messenger RNA. It is a transcript of the gene HDAC3, whose product is annotated as histone deacetylase 3. Lineage: Eukaryota; Metazoa; Arthropoda; Collembola; Entomobryomorpha; Isotomidae. The coding region runs from base 1188 to 2516 and encodes 442 amino acids. The transcript is spliced from 10 exons. The record is from RefSeq and is a predicted model, not a curated record. Gene Ontology annotation, molecular function: histone deacetylase activity.